AGGGCUGCGAGUUCAAGAUGGCGGCCAUGGAGCCAGAGGAGGCUCCCUGUCUGCAGAAGUUUCUGAUGGACUCCUCCGCCAAGGACGUCGCCUUGAACUGGCUGCAAGCAACCGAUCUUACCAGAGAUGUAUACCAGCAUCUUGCCUAUUAUGUACCAAAGAUUUAUUGUAGAGGCCCCAACCCUAAUCCACUCAGAGAAGAAAUGCUUGCUCAACACAUUCUGCUGGGGCCUAUGGAAUGGUAUCUAUGCGGAGAGGAUCCUGCAGUGGGAAUCAACAAACUUGAAAAAGCCAACAAAACAUCGCAUCUCUGUGGGCGUGUCUUCAAAAUUGGAGAACCUACCUACUCUUGCAGGGAUUGUGCAGUUGACCCAACCUGUGUGUUGUGCAUGGAAUGCUUUUUGGCCAGUGUGCACAGAGAACAUCGAUACAGGAUGACUACAUCUGGUGGAGGUGGUUUCUGUGACUGUGGAGAUACUGAAGCUUGGAAGCAAGGCCCUUAUUGUCAGAAACAUGAACCAACUGCUUUGGAGGCUAUGGAGGAGGAUCCAUUGGCACAUUUGUCUGAGGACAUGAUUGGACGAACGUAUAACAUUUUUGCCAUUGCAUUCAAAUAUGCUGUAGAUAUCCUUACCUGGGUGAAGGAAGAUGAGCUUCCUCUUGGGUUAGAGCUCCCGGAAAAAGAGGAUGCUUACUUCUGCAUGCUGUUUAAUGAUGAAGUCCACACUUACGAACAAGUGAUUUACACCUUACAAAAGGCUGUGAACUGUACACAGAAAGAAGCUGUUAGUUUUGCAACCACUGUGGACAGAGACGGUCGUAGAUCAGUUCGAUAUGGUGACUUUCAGUUUUGUGAGCAGGCAAAAACUGUAAUAGUGAGAAAUACCAGUCGACAAACCAAACCAUUGAAGGUGCAAGUAAUGCAUUCAUCAGUCGUUGCACAUCAGAGCUUUGGCAUAAAGCUGCUAGUUUGGCUUAGCCAUGUGAUUGGCUAUUCAGGUGGAUUAAGGCGGAUACUAUGUCAAGUGGGGUUACAACAAGGACCAAAUGAAGAAAAUUCCUCUCUUGUUGAUAAACUGAUGCUUUGUGACUCAAAAUUGUGGAAAGGAGCCAGAAACAUCUAUCAUCAGUUGUUCAUGAGCAGCCUUCUCAUGGAUCUGAAAUAUAAGAAACUGUUUGCGGUCCGUUUUGCAAAGAACUAUGAGAGGUUGCAGACUGAAUAUGUGAAUGAUGACCACGACAGGGAAUUCUCGGUUACUGAUCUUUCAGUGCAAAUUUUCACAGUACCUUCCCUGGCUCGCAUGUUGAUAACUGAUGAAAAUCUCAUGACAACUAUAAUCCAGACCUUCAUGGAUCACUUGAUGAGACAGAGGGAUUCUCACGUCAGGUUUCAGUUCGAGAGGUAUACAGCGAUACAGGCCUUCAAAUUCAGAAGAGUUCAAAGCCUCAUUGGAGAUCUGAAGUAUGUGUUAGUGAGCAAGCCCACAGAGUGGACAGACAGACUAAGGGAGAAGUUUCUGGAAGGUUUUGAGGUCUUUUUGGAGCUGUUAAAACGUAUGCAGGGAAUGGAUCCAGUAACAAGGCAAGUAGGUCAACACAUAGAGAUGGAACCAGAAUGGGAAGCUGCAUUCACUUUACAGAUGAAACUUACACACACAAUUUCUAUGAUGCAGGAAUGGUGUGCCUCAGAUGAAAAGGUUCUUAUCGAGGCCUACAGAAAAUGUUUAAUUGUUCUGCUUCAGUGCCAGAAUGGGCUGUCAGAUGGUGAACAACCUAUCACUUUGAGUAUGUGUGGGCAUUCACUGGAUACUGUACAGUAUCGGGUAUCUCAACAUCAAGUCAGUAUCCAUAUGCCAGUUUCUCGAUUAUUUGCAGGUCUGCAUGUGCUUUUAAGCAAAACAGAAGUAGCUUACAAGUUUCCAGAGUUAUUGCCCCUCAGUGAGCUGAGCCCACCCAUGUUAAUAGAGCAUCCUCUACGUUGCAUGGUGCUUUGUGCCCAAGUACAUGCUGGGAUGUGGAGGAGGAAUGGGUUUUCACUUGUAAAUCAGAUAUACUAUUACCACAAUGUGAAAUGCAGAGUGGAAAUGUAUGAUAAAGACUUAGUAAUGCUUCAGGCAGGAGCAUCUAUGAUGGAUCCAAACCAUUUCCUCAUGAUCAUCCUUUGUCGAUUUGAACUUUACCAAAUAUUUAAUACCCCUGACUAUGGCAAGAGGUUCAGCGCUGAACACACCAACAAGGAUGUUCUACAGCAAAACAAUACUCUUAUAGAGGAAAUGCUUCACCUGAUCAUGAUGAUUGUGGGAGAACGAUAUAUUGCUGGCGUGGGGCAGGUGUCCACCGAGGAUGAAAUAAAACGUGAAAUUAUUCAUCAGCUUUGUAUAAGACCAAUGGCACACAGUGAGCUUGUCAAAGCGUUGCCUGAAGAUGAAAACAAGGAAACUGGAAUGGAAAGGGUUAUUGAGUCUGUCGCGUCUUUCAAGAAACCAGGUUUAACAGGAAGAGGUCUUUAUGAAUUAAAACCUGAAAGCGCUAAGGAAUUUAACCUUUUCUUCUAUCAUUAUUCCAGAGCAGAUCAAUCUAAGGCUGAGGAGGCUCAAAGAAAAUUAAGGAAGCAGAAUGGGGAAGACACGGCUCUCCCACCCCCUGUCUUUCCUCCCUUUUGUCCCUUGUUUGCCAGUCUCGUCAAUAUCCUCCAGUCAGAUGUUUUUCUGUACAUCCUGGGAACCGUAUUGCACUGGGCUGUGGAACCAAAUGAACAUGCGUGGACAGAGAGCAUGUUACAGAGGGUUUUGCACCUCAUCGGCAUGGCUUUACUAGAAGAGAAACAACAGCUGGAGAGUGCAAGUGAUGACAGUGAUUUUACUUUCAACUUCACAUCAAAAGUUUCACGUCCUGGGGAUGCUCCUGAAAAUAUGCCUAGUAUUUUAGCAAUGCUGGAAACAUUGCAAAAUGCUCCUCACUUAGAGGUCCACAAGGAUAUGAUCAAAUGGAUACUCAAGCUCUUUGGAGUUAUUAAAAAGAUGAGAGAAAGAAGCAAUUCAAGUCCUGUUGUUGAGUAUGAAGGCUACAGCACGGAGGAGUGCUUGCGAGAUAAAGACAAAGCCGAGCGGAAGAGGAAGGCUGAAAUUGCAAGGCUACGUCGAGAGAAGAUAAUGGCCCAGAUGUCAGAAAUGCAGAAGCAUUUCAUAGAUGAAAAUAGGGAGCUGUUUCAACAGACAUUAGAAGAACUGGAAGCUUCAUCAUCUACAGCACAAGACAACAGCCCCACAGUUCCUGAUACAGCACUGACUGCGUUAGGUCCCAAACAAACCAGAGUCUUUGAAAAGAAGCAAGUUGUUACUUGCAUUUUGUGUCAGGAGGAACAGGAGAUUAAAAUGAACAACAAAGCAAUGGUCUUGGCAGCCUUUGUUCAAAGGUCAACCGUUAUGUCCAAGAACAGAAUGAGAACUAUUCAGGAUCCUGAAAACUAUGAUCCAUUGUUUAUGCACCCAGAUUUAGCCUGUGGCACCCACACAGGUAGCUGUGGACACAUCAUGCAUGCCCAUUGCUGGCAGAGCUACUUUGAUGCUGUUCAAGCAAAAGAGCAGCGAAGGCAGCAAAGACUCAGGGUGCACACAAGCUACGAUGUGGAGAAUGGAGAAUUUCUCUGUCCUCUAUGUGAAUGUCUAAGCAAUACUGUUAUUCCUUUACUUCCUUCAUCUCGGAGCCCAUUCAACAGUGAUCAUUCAAGAGCUUUUUCAGAAGUUCCCAUUCUUUCUCAGUGGCUAAAAUGUGUGUUGCAGCAGAUCAGUGUAUUGAAGAAACAUCAGGAAAAGACUGAUCCUGAAGGCCCUUCCAGCAGAAAUCUGGAAGGUGUACAGGAAGUUGAAGUCCAUGAUGGAUUAAGACCUGAUGCAAAAUCAAAGAAUCCUUACUCUGAUAGUAUCAAAGAGAUGUUGACUACCUUUGCUACAGCAACAUACAAAGUAGGGCUGAAGGUUCAUCCUAAUGAGCAAGACCCAAGAGUGCCUAUAAUGUGCUGGGGGAGCUGUGCAUACACAAUACAAGCAAUAGAACGUCUCUUAGCAGAUGAAGAAAAGCCUUUAUUUGGGCAUUUACCAUGCAGGCAGGAUGACUGUCUAAAGGCAUUAACCAGAUUUGCUGCUGCACACAGGACUGUGAGUUCUUUGCCUGUGGUGGAGAAACAUUUUGCAAGACUGCUAGCAGUUCUAGUACCUGAUGAAAAGGCUGAGACUCCUCCAUCCAUUCUUGAUGUGGAUAUGUUCCAUUUAUUGGUAAGCCUGGUACUGGCUUUCCCAGCUCUGCAUUGUCAUGACUUCACAGGAGUCAGCUUAGCUGUUGGGGACUUUCACCUCUUCCACCUAGUUACCAUGGCACACAUUGUACAGAUUCUGCUUACAUCUUCAACAGAAGAAAAUAACAUGGAGCAGGAGAGUGUUGAUGGAGAUGAGGAGAUUUCUGUUUUGGCGUUAUACAACCAACUUAGGCAACACUCUGGAAGUGCCUUGAAUGUAAUAUCCUCAGGUUGGCAUCUGUGGCGAUGUGUGAAGGCUGGAAUAAAACCCUAUCUUCGAUGUUCUGCUUUGCUAUUUCACUAUCUGAAUGGUGUCCCAGUACCAGUAGAAUUACAAGAGCUUGGAGCAGAUGACUUUGAACUAUUGUGUAGCUACCUUUCUCUACCAGCAAACCUAAUGAGCCUUUUCCAAUCUGACAGCAAUAUAAUUGAUCCAUUGAUACAAAGAUGGUGUGGAGUUGUAGAAGUGCAGAAGUUUGUGAAGGGAGAGAGAGCUGCUAUAAGCUAUCCCAGGGAGUCAAACAAAUUGAUAGAUCUUCCUGAUGAUUACAGCUGCCUCAUAAACCGGGCGUCUUGUUUUACAUGUCCAAAAUCAGGUGGGGAUAAAAGCAGAGCUCCAACUCUUUGCUUGGUGUGUGGUGCAAUGCUGUGUUCCCAGAGCUACUGCUGUCAGACAGAGCUGGAAGGAGAAGAUGUUGGGGCUUGCACUGCUCAUACCUACAAUUGUGGUUGUGGAGUUGGAAUAUUUCUGAGAGUUCGAGAAAGUCAGGUGCUGUUCUUGGCAGGGAAGACGAAAGGGUGUUUUUAUCCACCACCCUACCUUGAUGAUUAUGGAGAGACUGAUCAAGGCCUGAGACGAGGGAACCCCCUUCAUCUCUGCAAAGAACGUUACAGGAAGCUGCAGAAGCUGUGGCAGCAGCACAGCAUUACAGAGGAAAUUGGCCAUGCACAGGAAGCAAAUCAGACGCUAGUUGGCAUUGACUGGCAGCACUUGUGAUAGUUUUCGACAGAGAAUCUGUGAACCGUUUGCACAUCUGAAGCAAAAACAAAAUCCUCUUAAGGGAAGUCAGAGGAUUGGUUUGAACACACCUCAGGCAACCACUUGGAAACACACAGAAGCACUUGCUUCUAAAUUUCAGUAAUUUAACAUCUGUGUAUAACUGUUCACCUGUCAUUAAACUGUGAAUGCAUGUGAAGUGCAUAUUCUAAAGAGAUGUCAUUAGCUUUAUUUGCACUUGAAGUCUUCUCCACAAAGAUGGAACCUUUUGGGAUAAUAAAUUCCACAUCUUUGAAG
Molecule: messenger RNA, 5588 nt
Organism: Callorhinchus milii (elephant shark)
Lineage: Eukaryota; Metazoa; Chordata; Chondrichthyes; Chimaeriformes; Callorhinchidae
Gene: ubr2
Product: ubiquitin protein ligase E3 component n-recognin 2
Exons: 47
Coding region: 18-5291 (1757 amino acids)
Biological process (GO): ubiquitin-dependent protein catabolic process via the N-end rule pathway
Cellular component (GO): ubiquitin ligase complex; cytoplasm
Molecular function (GO): zinc ion binding; ubiquitin protein ligase activity
Source: RefSeq, a predicted model, not a curated record